Messenger RNA from Osmia lignaria (orchard mason bee), 3249 nucleotides. Its product is annotated as growth/differentiation factor 8. NCBI's taxonomy places the organism in Eukaryota, Metazoa, Arthropoda, Insecta, Hymenoptera, Megachilidae. Gene Ontology annotation, cellular component: extracellular region. Gene Ontology annotation, molecular function: cytokine activity; growth factor activity. The record is from RefSeq and is a predicted model, not a curated record.
AUGGUCAGGGGGGCGUUGCUACUACUCUCGCUGUUCCUCCUCGGUGCCUUCGAUGCUCCCGGCAUUGAAAGAGCUCGUGUCAGAUACCUGGUGAUGGCCGGUAACACCUGUAACGCUUGCAGAAUGCACGAAGAGAUACGUGCGCUCAGCCUCGAAGCGAUCAAAGAACAGAUAUUGAACAAGCUUGGCUUGAAACAAGCGCCGAACAUGACGGGUAGAGCAUUGCCGAGGAUCCCGCCGAUUUCGAAGCUGAUGGAAAUGUACGAGAUGCAGGCGGAUCAACCUCAACCCCUCGAGCCCGGUAUCACCCACCACGAGGAGAUCGACGAAUACGCUGCCAAGACGGAGAGUGUUUUCGCUCUGGCGCAACCUCAUCAGAGGCUAAGGCACUCGAAGGGCAGCCUGGACGUUCUUUAUUUCAAGUUCUCCGACAAAGUGGUGCAGCAUCGGGUGACGAGGGCCGAGUUGUCGCUGUGGAUAUGGGGAGUGGAGGAGCAGGACGUUUCGGAGAUGGACGAGCCGACCGACUCGGACAGCGGGGAGGGUCGCGAGGACGAUGGUGGUCCUGUGACGAUCACCUUGCAAAGGAUUCUUCGCGGUGGUAGCGAAAACGGUGGAGCCACUUUGGGACCACCUUUGACCACCAAACACCCUCGACCGAUCGGUCGCAAGGGUAACUGGGUGACGAUCGAGCUGAGGAGAAUGGUCGCCGAAUGGUUCAAACACCCGCGCGACAAUCUAGGGGUGGCGCUCAAGAUAUCCGGCCCCGGUGGCAAUCACCGUAGGAACUCGAAAUUGGUCGAGACCAAUCCUGCCGCCGAAUACGCGCCUUACCUCGAAGUACAGACGCAAGAACUCGACUCGAGAAGGGGAGCCAGGAUCAAGAGAAACGUGGGACUUAAUUGCGACGAGGCAAGCCAAGAAACCAGGUGUUGCCGUUACAAGCUCACCGUGGAUUUCGAGAAGUUCGGCUGGGAUUGGAUAAUCGCGCCCAAGAAGUACGACGCCAAUUAUUGUUCGGGCGACUGUCCGAUGGCCUUUCUGCCAGCCUAUCCGAACACCCACAUCGUCAGCCUGGCGGAACCUCCUAAUAACUCCGGUCCGUGUUGCGCACCGAGGAAACUCUCCGAGAUCACGAUGCUGUACUUCGACAACGAGUACCAGAUCGUGUUCUCGCGUUUACCAGGCAUGGUCGUCGAGAGAUGCGGAUGCUCAUAGUCCAGCUUCUGGUACGAGAAGAGCAACGACGCCGAGGAAUAUGCCAAGGACAUACAAGCUUCUCUUCUCUAUUCUCCAUUAUUUUAUUUUCUCAACUUUACUAUACUUUUCUCAUCGCAUAUACACCGGUGUACACCCGUUUAUAAUUUCCGAGGGGAAAAGAAAGAAAGGUGUUGCUCUGCGACGUCGUUGCGCGAUCCUCGACGAUCCCUCUCGUUCGAUCGACUAAAAGUGCCUUGUUUCGGGUGUUCGCAGGUGUUUCAGUGCCGCGAGUUGGUUAGUUUACGCAUUUCGCUCAUUUACCGACGGGAAACGCCGACGAGAUAAAUGAAAAAGAAUGCAAUGGACAAUGAUACGGAAGUUUGGAUGAAAUACAUAAAAUAUGGACGGACAAACGUCCAUACUUCCGGCUAGUAAUAGUAGCAAGGCAUAUCGAAAGUCGUUUAUAGGUCCAUGGUAAGGCGGAUAGUUCCUAGAGUCACGGUAUUAUCAUUAAGAUUGUCGAUGCGUUUGCACCUGAUCUUAGAGAACGACCGCGGAAGAACCUAUUUUUUAUAUGGGAACCUAUCGCAUCGAGUUUCUCGGAUACCGUUUUUUGACAAUCGAUCUUUACCGAGUUAGAAUUUUUUACGAAUCGCGCAAAACUGAUGAAGCAAACGUUUUUUAUCGUAAUCUUCCCUUCGCACAUCGAUGCCUUCCCAAAACGCGAGAAUACGGAAUCACGAUUCGUUUUUGGUAGUCGUCGCUGAUCGGUGGAAACGUGUUGGCUACGAGAUCUCGGUGUACAGUGAAUCGUUAUUUCUUUUUCCUCUCCAACCCCCCAUGUGUUCCCCACUUUCCUCCAUCCAUUCUUAGCCGCUUUCCUUUUUCACUUCUUUCACAUUUUACCCCUCCGAUUCCCUGAUCCCCCAUACGCUCGCACUAGAUGCGCCUACUUUUCCCUCCUUUUCCCUUUCGUUUUUUUUUUUUUUCUAUUUUUUCUUUUUUAAGAAACCGUGUGAUUGCACGCAUAGGAAAAUGUGUACGAAGCUCUGUGUAAAUAACGUCGUGUCCAAGCUUUUCAGCCAAUCUUUCCGAAUCUUUCGCGAAAGAUUCGCGAGGGUUUCACUUAUACGGAUAAACGUGUAUCUUUAAGUAUCUAUACUUGUUGACGGCAAUCGGUAUACAGCAAUUAAUAUAGUAUGUAUCGCGAUCGACGAGCGUGUUACACGUAAUUCGCGAUUUAUCUUGUGCAUACUUUGUUAGACUGUCCACGUCGAUCGAACGCGUCAACGGUAAUUAAUUAUUUACGUGUGUACGACACAUUAUAUCGCGGCUAAUUUGUAACUUUCGACGCGAUCGAAAAGUACACUUUAGAAUUGACAAGGUUCGACGAUGUUUUAUCAAACCGCGUCGUUUUGCGAUUCGGUAAAUUAUGGUAGUGUCGUUGUGAUAUCUAGCUGCUUGGCUCUAAUGUACGCCGAUCGGAAGAACAUACCGCUGUUUAUUACUUACUUUCCUCCUUCCUUUUCACUCCGUAAACGUGUACGACAAUCUAUCGUAAUCCUUACGGAGACAAAAAUAAUUUCCUCUUAUUUUAUUAUUCAUUUCCACGAAAUUUCACAAUCAAUUUUCAACCUUGUAUUACCGACAAAAACGGUGGCGCAAAGAUACACGAUAUUUAUUGUUUCAACGUCCAACGGUAUCGUCUCUCUUUGUAAUUUCGUGAAAAAAAAAAAAUUGGUACAUUAAUUGUUCUAUCUAUCUUUUUCUAUCUUCUGUUCUCCGUUUGUUUGUUUUCUUUCUUUUUCAAUGUACCUAUAAUUAAAAAGAUAAGAAAAAAAAAAAAAAAUGAAAAAAAAAAUAAGUAACGGAAUUGUGUACUUCCAGUAUCCAGACAAGGGCGGCGAAUAUUGCAUACUUAUACACAGAUGUACACCACCACAUACGAACACAUACAAAACAUAUACAUACACACAAAUGUGUACUUCCUAGGUAGAAAGUAUUCAUAGGAUAUUUAUUCGCUGAAAUAAAUGGUUUUUUCGAUGAAAA